CUCAUCUGAAAAAAUCACCUCAUUGCGUGCUACCUCUUGUUAUACUCUUUGCUUGUUAUCCUACUCUUUUGAAUUUUAAUUUAUUUUGCUAUCAUCUUUAGCCAUUAAUUUUUUAUUCUCUGUUUAGAUCUAUGCCUGGUUUCAGCCGGACACCCUUUAAAUGAGCUGGACAUGAAUUUGUACCGCGGGACAAUCAAAUUGAAUCAUUAUAAAUAUACCUUGAUAUUUUUAAAACUGUUUCUCACAUUGAGCCUAGUUCAUCAUGUUUCUGGGGAAACUGAAGAAGACAUUGUUUCUGUUGAAGAAACCAUUGAUAGCAAACCAUAUGAUUCAAGUGAGGUGAUAGAUAACAACCCGGGAUUACACCAUUCAAAUGAUUUUGGUGACACUGAUUCCAAUCAGACGUCCGGAGAAUUAGUGUCACAGGCAAUUGGAUUGAUAGAAGAGAAAAGGUCAACUGACUCGGACAUCGAUACCAUGAUCAAUAAAACAAGUGCAAAUUCAACAGCGAAUGAUACGAAGGUUGAAUGUACACUAGUCAAUAUGACUGAUAGUGAGGUUUCUGGAGUUGAGAUUGUGAACGCAAAACGAUUCUUGGAACUGGUUACACCUAAAGGCAAUGAAUCAACUUGUGUUCUUGCCCUCUUUUACUAUCCUUGGUGUGCUUUUAGCGCCAAAUCAAGUCGAGAUUUCAAUGCAAUUGGUAAAUUAUUUCCUCAGCUCAAUGUGAUUGCCCUUAAUGCGUAUCUUCACAACAGUAUCAAUAUGCGUUUUGGUCUGGUUGGUAUUCCGACUGUCCUUUUUUUUCAUAACGGUAAAAUUGUGGCCAAAUACAAUUCAACCGAGUCAAGUUUACUUUCAAUGGUUUCAUUUAUUUACCGUUUAACUGGCCUUGAACCUGAUUUAACGGUCAACCUGACGGAAGACGAUUGGACUAGUCCAUUACCAACAAUACCUCAAGUGACCAUUGAUUACGUCCUUAUCUUAUCCUCUGUAUUCCUGUUGUUUACCGUUUGCUAUUUGAUUGGUCGAUCAUCCAUAUUUGCCAAGAUUAUUGAAUCAAUUAGGAAUACAUGGAGAGAAGCUGAAGCUCAACAUCAACAUUUAGAUUGAAAAAUGUAAAUUAAAUCAAUUGACGAAUGCGUUUCCAAUCAAAAUUCACAUCAAGUUUAAACAAAUUACCCACAAACACAAAAAACAAUCAUCUUUUUACCUUAUAAACACUUGGGUUGAAUAGAGAAGUCAGAUAACCAGUUUUUUAAACAAUUUGAGCAAAGCCAAACAUUUGUCAAUUGUGUUUACAAGCAAAUUAUUUUACACGGCUUUCAUUGUAAUUAAUUAAAUACAAAUCUGUAAUGCAAUUGUUGCCUCGUGCACAGAAAAUGUGAUCAAUAAAUACACUUUAAAUUUAA
This is a messenger RNA of Tetranychus urticae (two-spotted spider mite), 1412 nucleotides long. It is a transcript of the gene bug, whose product is annotated as thioredoxin domain-containing protein bug. Gene Ontology annotation, biological process: cilium assembly. Gene Ontology annotation, cellular component: cilium. NCBI's taxonomy places the organism in Eukaryota, Metazoa, Arthropoda, Arachnida, Trombidiformes, Tetranychidae. The record is from RefSeq and is a predicted model, not a curated record.